This is a messenger RNA of Capsicum annuum, 4291 nucleotides long. RefSeq names its product tetratricopeptide repeat protein SKI3. Gene Ontology annotation, molecular function: protein binding. The record is from RefSeq and is a predicted model, not a curated record. NCBI's taxonomy places the organism in Eukaryota, Viridiplantae, Streptophyta, Magnoliopsida, Solanales, Solanaceae. Bases 341 to 3904 code for a protein of 1187 amino acids. Gene Ontology annotation, cellular component: Ski complex. The transcript is spliced from 20 exons.
GCAAUUCAAAAGUGGUCCAAAUUGCAAAGGCAAAAAUAACAGAAAUUGCAAAAUUAACACUUGCAAAUUCAUGUCUCAUAAAUUUGGAGGACCAAAACAGCUUAAGAAAUUAGGUACUUUAAAGCUAUAUUCCAAGCUAUUGGGGAUCAUUUUUGUCAUUUUUCAAACAUAUUAAAUCUUACAGGCAGGGCUUUUGAAUUGAAAAAAGAGCCAGGGGAAAAGGAAGGAAAGAGAGGGGAGAAGAAGAGAUUUAAUCGUCUGGAGCUGGAUUGAUUGUAUAAGAAAGAGAGCGAGAGAGAGGCAUAGAUACAUCGGCUGUUAACGAGUCUUUUUUUUUUCAAUGGGUGAAGAAGACGAUACUGCUGCUGCUAUAAGAGGGUUAGAAGAAGCAGUUAUCUCCGAGCCGGGGGAUCCUUGUCUUCACUUUGAUCUCGGGAUGUUGUUAUGGGACAAGGCAGCAUCAGCAGGAGGAGGAGGAGGAGGAGAAUUGCGAGAAAAAGCCGCACAACAUUUUCUCACAGCAGCCAAGCUCAACCCACAAAAUGCUGCUGCUUUCACUUAUUUGGGACAUUACUAUGCUCGAGUAUCUCUCGACUCUCAAAGGGCUAUCAAGUGUUAUCAGCGAGCCCUCUCCCUUAAUCCCCAUGAUUCUAUUGCUGGCGAAGCUAUUUGUGAUUUACUCGACUCUACUGGAAAAGAGACCUUGCAGAUAGCUGUAUGCCGUGAAGCUUCCGACAAUUCCCCCAGGGCCUUUUGGGCUUUUUCCAGAUUGGGUUACCUUCUGGUCAACCAAAAUAAGUGGUCCGAAGCAGCGCAGUGCCUUCAGCAGGCCAUUAGGGGUUAUCCCACAUGUGCUGAUUUGUGGGAGGCCCUGGGUCUUUCCUACCAGCAAAUGGGCAUGUUUACCGCUGCUGUUAAGUCCUAUGGAAGAGCUAUUGAAUUGGAGGAAUCAAGAGUAUUUGCGCUGGUGGAAAGUGGAAAUGUCUAUUUGAUGCUUGGUUCGUUUCGAAAGGGAAUAGAGCAGUUUCGGCAAGCUUUACAAAUCUCACCGAUGAAUUUGUCUGCACAUCAUGGGCUUGCCUCUGCACUCCUUAGUUUGGCAAAGGAAUCUAUUGAUUCUGGCGCCUUCAAAUUGGGAGCUUCACUCUUAGAGGAAGCCUCGAAAGUUGCGCUAGCAAGUACUUCGAUUGUUGGCAAUAUAUCUUGUGCUUGGAAGCUGCUUGGAGAUAUUCAGGUCACAUACGCAAAAUGUUUUCCAUGGAUGGAUGAAGGAAUGGGCCUAGGAGCUGACGAAAAUUCAUUCACUAGUUUGAUCCUGUCAUGGAAGAGAAUGUGCUGUGUAGCAGUCAGAUCUGCUUGUUGCUCCUACCAACGGGCUUUGCAUUUGUCCCCUUGGCAAGCUAAUGUGUAUACUGAUGUUGCCAUUGCAUCUGAGCUACUUUUCUCAUUAAGGGAGAACAGUAAAGCUGACAUGAACUCUUGGUUUGUGUCUGAAAAGAUGUGCCUUGGAGGCUUAUUACUUGAAGGUUGCAAUAGCGAGUUUUGGGUAGCUUUAGGGUGUUUAUCUGAUCAUUCUGCAUUGAAACAACAUGCUUUCAUACGGGCACUGCAGUUGGAUGUAUCUCUUGCAGUUGCAUGGGCACAUCUUGGAAAGCUUUAUAGGCUGGAGGGGGAAAGUCAAUUGUCUCAGCUAGCAUUUGAUCGUGCAAGAAGUAUUGAUCCUUCACUUUCAUUGCCAUGGGCAGGCAUGUCGGCUGAUGCUUCUGCACGGAAUAUGAAACCAGAUGAGGCUUAUGAGUGCUGUCUGCGGGCGGUUCAGAUCUUUCCACUUGCAGAAUUCCAAACAGGUUUAGUUAAGCUUGCUCUGCAUUCUGGUUAUCUGCAAUCACCAGAGGCAUUUGGAGCCAUCCAGCAGGCUUUGCAGCGUGCACCUCAGUAUCCGGAAUCUCACAAUCUGAAAGGGUUAGUUUGUGAAGCACGGAGUGAUUAUGAUAGUGCUGUUGCGUCAUAUAGGCUGGCACGCGUUGCUGCCAGAGUUUUUGCAGGAAAACUUCCAAAAUCAUAUCUUGCAGAUAUAUCUAUUAAUUUGACCAGGUCACUUUGUAAGGCAGGAAAUGCUGAUGAUGCUAUUGAAGAAUGUAAAUAUUUGGAAAGCAAAGGUCUUCUGGAUGUAGAAGGUUUGCAGCUUUAUACACUUUCUUAUUGGAAACUGGGCAAAUAUGACCUUGCUCUUUCGAUGGCAAAGAGACUGGCCUCAUCUGCUUUACCAACAGAGCAUCCAUUGGCUGCUGCCUCCCUCAGUUUCAUCUGUAGAUUAGUAUAUCAUAUUUCAGGGCAGGAAUUAGCUAUUAGAAACAUUUUGCAACUACCAAAAAGAGCCUUCCAGAGUUCAAAAGUUAGGCUUGUAGCAUCUGCUAUGCAUGCAUUAGAUGAAAGUCAUCAGCUUGACUCAGUUGUUUCAAGUGUUCAUGAGUCUCUUUCUUCUAGCAAAGAGAUUGCUGCACUGGAUUUCCUGGCCACACUGGGCUUACUAGUCAAACAUGGAUCCCAGGACUACCUCGAAGUUAAGAAGGGGGUCAAUUAUCUAAGAAGAGCUCUUCAUAUUUCUCCAAACAGUCAUUUGAUAAGGACCCUUCUUGGCUAUCUAUUAGUAUCCAGCAAAGAAUGGAAAGAUGUUCACAUUUCAGCUCGAUGCUUCAUAGUGGAUCCUUCUGAACAUCAGAAAAAGGAAGGUUUUAAAUCCAGUGUUGAAAUAUUUGGUGCUGGAGCAGUUGCUUGCUGUACUGUGAGGAGCGGCAACAAGACAUUACCCAUGUCCAUCUGUAGAGAAAAUUCGAAGUUAGCGUGCAAAACAAUCAAGAUGCUGCAGAAGUGUGUCCAUCAGGAGCCUUGGGACCAUCAUUCGUAUUACCUGCUUGUACUGAACUAUUUUCAGCAGGCGCGGGAGGAGAAAUUUCCGCAUAACCUGUGUGUUGUUCUUGAGAGGUUAAUUAAUGUGUCUCUUCAAAGUGAGUUUUAUGCAAAGGAAGACAUUUCUUCCCAAUACCAAAAGUUCCAGCUUCUGCUUUGUGCUGCAGAGGUUAGUUUGCAAUGUGGGAAUAAUUUCGAGUGUAUUAUGCAUGCAAAAAGUGCUCUACAGAUGCAGCUUUCAGAUAACUACCUUUUCUUUGCACACUUGCUACUGUGUCGUGCCUAUGCCGUGGAAAAUAAUUAUGUUGGGCUUCAUGAAGAGUAUGUAAGGUGCUUGGAGGUCAAAACUGAUUAUCAUAUUGGUUGGAUUUGUCUUAAGUUUCUUGAAAGUCGAUACAAGCUGCACUCAGAUUCCAGUUCGUUAGCCUUGGCCUUUCAAGAGUGUAGCAAAGAAAUAAAAACUUCAUGGAACAUGUGGAUUGCUAUAUAUAAUUUGGUCCAAGGUCUAACUGCAGUUUGGAACGGGGAAUUUAUUGGUGCAGAAGAGUCCCUUGCGCAAGCUUGCUCGUUAGCUAGUGGCGAGAGUUGCCUUUUUCUUAGCCAUGGUGCUAUUUGCAUGGAGAUUGCCAGGCUGCAGUCUGAUUCAGAAUUUUUAUCACUUGCUAUUAGAAGUCUGAAGAAAGCAAAAGACAGUUCUUCGCUACCGCUACCCUUUGUCUCACUACUACUGGCACAAGCAGAAGCUAGCCUCGGCUCUGAAUCGAAGUGGGAAAAGAACCUCAUUGAGGAAUGGUCAUCUUGGCGACCAGAGAUUAGGCCUGCUGAACUAUUUUUCCAGAUGCAUUUGCUUGCUAGACGGCUGAAAGAAGGUUCUGCAGCUAUCUCUAAUCUGGAGCCGGCUACAAGUCCUCUAAGAUGGAUACUUCAAGCAAUCCACAUGAAUCCGUCUUGUUUGAGAUAUUGGAGAGCUUUGCUGAAGUUGUUCGACAACUAACUCAAUUCGGUCCUUUAUGCUACUACUGGCUAGGCAUUUAAUUUUUCAUUUAUCUCUGCCUUUGUUUGGCUAGGCAUAGUGUAAUUUAGGAUUCCUUCUUUUCUUUAUUUGGCCAGUUUAAUUCUCCUUCCUUCUGUGCAGCAGUCCAUUCCUUCCACCUAACGUGUAUCGUCAUAUAUGCAUAAUUUGGCCAUAGGUAUCUCAUAAUGUAGACUGGCAGCUGUAUCAGUCUCAUGUUUCUGACGUUUCUGGCAGGUUUGGCAAGUGUUAUCAGGGUUGGGAAAGACUGGUUAACAAUUUCUUCUUGAUUGUUCAUAGUGAGGGAAAACGUUAUAAUUUUAUUGCAGUUUGUUAAUUUACAUAUCAAACACAUGAGCUCUUAUUGAA